Molecule: messenger RNA, 1993 nt
Organism: Austrofundulus limnaeus
Lineage: Eukaryota; Metazoa; Chordata; Actinopteri; Cyprinodontiformes; Rivulidae
Gene: tacr1a
Product: tachykinin receptor 1a
Exons: 4
Coding region: 2-874 (290 amino acids)
Biological process (GO): G protein-coupled receptor signaling pathway; positive regulation of flagellated sperm motility
Cellular component (GO): sperm midpiece; plasma membrane
Molecular function (GO): substance P receptor activity
Source: RefSeq, a predicted model, not a curated record
CAUGGCCAUUAUCCACCCCCUGCAGCAGCGCAUGUCAUCCACAGAGACCAAAGUGGUGGUGGGUGUCAUUUGGGUUUUGGCUCUGCUUCUUGCUUUUCCUCAGUACUACUACUCUACCACGGACCAGCUCCCUGGCAGGGUGGUGUGCUACAUCGAGUGGCCUGAAUACACCGUGUUCGACUUCAAAAAGAUGUAUCAUGUGUGUGUGGCAAUCCUGAUCUACUUCCUUCCUCUGCUGGUGAUGGGUUGUGCUUACCUGGUGGUGGGCCUGACACUCUGGGCCAGUGAGAUCCCUGGAGACUCUUCUGACCGCUACACAGAGCAGCUGAAUGCCAAACGAAAGGUAGUGAAGAUGAUGAUUGUGGUGGUGUGUACGUUUGCUGUCUGCUGGCUGCCCUACCAUGUCUACUUCCUGCUGUACCAGUUCUUCCCAGAGAUGUUUGAAGAAACCUUUAUUCAGCAGUUAUAUCUGGCCAUCAUGUGGUUGGCAAUGAGCUCAACAAUGUACAACCCCAUCAUCUACUGCUGCCUCAAUGACAGAUUUCGGGCUGGUUUUAAACAAGCAUUCCGCUGCUGCCCAUGUGUCCCUCAAGGUUCUUAUGAAGGACUAGAACUCAAGUCCACCCGCUACCUUCAGACCCAGACGAGCGUCUACAAAGGCAGCCGAAUGGAGACCACCGUAUCUACAGUUCUUCAUGCUGUGGAAGACUCGGAACAGCUCAAAGUCAAGGGUAAAGGAGGCGGGGCUGCRGCUGUGGUGAGACCUCAUAGUUCAUCACUGGACCUCACCUCAAACGGUUCAUCAUCCCGAAGUGUCUCCAAAACAGUGUCAGAGACAUCUAGUUUCUUCUCCAGUAACAACCUACAGGAAUAAGCUUCAAGUACAGGCAGAAUUUUACCWGACAGCAGAAAAAGUGUGUGAGUUGACUGCCUUUCCCUGCAAGAGGUCGUGGGAAGUACAGACUGAAUGUGUGACUUUCUUUACAGGUGACUGUGAGUUUCUGAUGAAUGAACUUUCCAGUGUGCUCACUAAAACAACAUGUUGGUAAAUUUGGUCCCUAUUCUCAGAGCACAGCCCAUACCCCCAACCUUCUUAUAGGAAAUAAUAUCUAUGUUUAUCAUACUUUAAAGUGAUAAUCUGUGUACCAAAAGUAAUGAAAGGCACUCCUUCAACAUGUGCACAUUCCAGUUAAUCCAAGCUAAGCAGAUGCUAGCACCUCUGAUCUUCACAGCUUUCUGCUCAACACCACAGCCGUCUCUCAGUGCAGGGGGUGGGCUCACACAUCCUCAAUCACACAAGCUGUGUGAUUUCACCCCAUCUAUUUUGACUUGCAUCUUGAGUACAACAUGAAGCAGGCAUGUGAACACAAUUAGAUUUAACCGGGGAAGUUCCAGAAGAAGGGACAUUUUCUCCAACCACUGUGAGAAAAAAAAAACCUGGUGAUCACAGGAGCUCUUACAAAGACAAAGACUCUACCAUACAGGGAACUGAGGACCAAGGAACAAAGCAUAUAAUCUGAACUUUGCCUUUGAGAGUUUGUGCAUGCAUGAGUGUGCAUGUGCGAGCUGCCACCUCUUAUCUCACAGAGCAGAGCUGGAUCAGCAAAACAGUGUUCAGAAUGUGUGUUUGUCUGGCUGAAAGWCUGCUCUAAAGAUCCCCUGCAGGCUUUGCUGAAAAGUUCUGGAAAUCAGCAAAAAUACCAGCAGCAACUGGCUCAUCUUUCAUCUGGCACAGCAUUGACUUCAACAGCUGGCAGCAUCGGUUUCCUGAAAGCACAGAGCCUCUUAAUGCUGAAGAAGCAAAGGAUGACAUAGAGUGAAAACAAGUUGAACUCAUACUGUACCUAGACUGCACAAAUGGUAAACUUUGUAUUCCAGGGACCAUUGGUUUUAACCAUGUAUAACCUACAACUAACCUAUCAACUUUCAGUCAUUCAAAACUAGUCAGGGUUUGUCAAACACUAAAGUUUAAAAGCAAAGCACCACUUUCAAA